Molecule: messenger RNA, 1419 nt
Organism: Paracoccidioides brasiliensis Pb18
Exons: 2
Coding region: 1-1419 (472 amino acids)
Biological process (GO): protein ubiquitination; negative regulation of gene expression via chromosomal CpG island methylation
Molecular function (GO): ubiquitin protein ligase activity
Source: RefSeq, a predicted model, not a curated record
AUGGACUCCGACAAAGUAAAGUCCGAGUCAAGCGAACAGCCAGGGGUGACCUUUUCGGCUCCCUCAUUCUAUCAAAAACUCGAGGCGCGCCUUGAGGAAAUCAGAAAACAGCGCGCUGCCAACGUGAAGUCAUCUGCAGACACCAGCAUGAAAGCAGAAGAGACUGCAACUGUUGUCGCCGUCGCCACAGACACUAACCUGGAGGCAGGGGAGACUGCUACGUCGGCUGCUAGCCUCCAAGAGAAUGACAAGCCAGCCGGUCAGCCGGGGCAAAUUCCAAAGAGAAAGAGGCCUGUUGAUCCUCUUCCAUGCACAUGUGCUAUCUCUGAAAACUGCUGCAGAGCUGCAAGGGAUGGUGUGUCAGAUUGCCGACUCAAUUCAGGGACCCUUGGCCAUCCCCCAAAGCGCCAGCAGAAAACCAGAACCCCUUUCCUCAGCUCAUCCACACGCUUCAUUUCGACAAAGGAAAAAGCUCGACUCCAGCGAUCAGCGGAUGAUGUUCUGAAGAUUCUCGCACUCUUCAACAAAUCAGCCACUGCAUCCGAGAAAGAACGUGCUACUCUGUUCAAAGAAACUCGAGAUCAUGUCCAUCAUCUCCAAUUCUAUGACAUUGAGCCAGCAUUCCCUUCUGUUCUUCAAAAGUUCCUUGAUCAGGACACUGGUCUCCCUGCCAUCAUCAAAAGCUCUACAGUUCCCUGGGAUGUCAAGCUGGACUGUGAAGCUAUUCUCAACCGCUGGGAACAUGAAGACUUUGACCCAGACUUGCUUCGUGGCAUCAUCACUCGCCAGGUUAGUGGUCCCCCGACUAGUGGAGCGCAGUCGGCUGGGAAAACCACCAAACUCGUAACCUCCCGCAGCUUUGACAAGAUGUUCAAAUUCAAAAAGAACAGCCUUGUUGUGGGUAAAAAUGACCUGUACAAUGGUCAAUGGUUUCCCUUGCAAAUUAUUGCAGUACGCGAUGGUGCACAUGGUAAUAUUGAAGGAGGAAUCUCUGGCCGGAGUGGCCUUGGGGCUGUUUCCAUUGUCCUCGGCUCUGCGGGAAACGGAUAUCCAGACGUUGACGAAGGAGAUACAAUCCUAUACUGUGGCACACGUGGCAAGGAUGGGGUGGCUUCCAGUGGGACUAAGCUCUUAAUUGAAUCUUUCGAGAAGAAAAUCCCCAUUCGCGUCCUGCGUAGCUGCAAGCUACCAAAGAUUAAUCCCUAUAGGCCCGCGAUGGGGUUCCGGUAUGAUGGGCUCUAUGAUAUCCAUGGGAUGGAGGUUCUGGACAAACCGUCAAUGUUGCAUAGGUUCAAGCUGCGACGAAUCCCCGAACAGACACCCAUUAGGUAUCAGGGAGAUGAGAAACGCCCGACAAAGAGGGAGCUUGAGGAGUGGAAGAGGGUUUACAAUCUUACCGCGAUCUGGAAGGUGAAUUAG